This is a messenger RNA of Petromyzon marinus (sea lamprey), 1963 nucleotides long. It is a transcript of the gene MRPL37, whose product is annotated as mitochondrial ribosomal protein L37. The record is from RefSeq and is a predicted model, not a curated record. Gene Ontology annotation, cellular component: ribosome; mitochondrion. Gene Ontology annotation, molecular function: structural constituent of ribosome. NCBI's taxonomy places the organism in Eukaryota, Metazoa, Chordata, Hyperoartia, Petromyzontiformes, Petromyzontidae. Gene Ontology annotation, biological process: translation.
UUCCCCUACCCAACAUGGCCGCCGGACGAACUCUCCGACCUCCGCUGCCCUCCAGCGGCAGCAGCGGCGAGGGUCCCGGCUCGCCGGAAGCCACGCGGAGCGUCUCCCGCGAGCGAGGCGGCCGAGUCAGCGGAGACACGGGAGCGCCCUGUCCGCCUUUGUAUCUCUCUCCCUGACAGAGCUCCCCCCCCCUUUAUAGCAGAGAUACCCCCUCGUACCUGGACCCGUGUCUCCACCCUCGAGGCCGUCCUCCACCUGCCCCCCUCUCUCCCCAACACCCUUGGUGCUCGCCCCCCACCACCACCCCCAAAAUGCUCCGAUCCCUCACCCGUCCGGGCUCAGCCCUGGCCAGCCGCCCAUCAUCCUGUCUCUCUCCCAGCGCCUCUCCUCCUCCUCCUCUCCCCCUCACCCGUCACCCCGCGGUGUCCGCUCGCCUCUUGUCGGCGUCGCCCGCCUCUCGCGGCCGCCGCGCCGAAAUCACCCGGCGCUGGCUCCCUCCGGCGCCCGAAAUCCCCGGCGUGGAGCGGGUCUCGUACCGCGACCGCGGCCACUUCGUGCCGGGCCUCGCUCACCCGCCCAGGGAGAGCUGGGACCGGGGCUGGCUCGCCCCUUACCAAGGGAGGAGGCUCCCAACGUCGGACGAGGGGGAGCAGGCGUUCGUGUUCCACCAGAGGACGCAGGCGGUGGAGGGCGAGCGUCAGGCGCUGUGGCUCACCAAGUCAGUGUUGAGGCCGGGCCUGCCCCCGUCCCUCCAGGCCCUGGUCCCGGUCGCCACGGCCGAGGCCGAAGCCGGGGACCUCUCGGCCCGGGUCCUGCGGGCCGUGGAGCACGCUCGCAUGUGGGACCUCGGGGAAACGCGGCCGCCUCGCCACCGCUUUUGCGAGGUGUUGUGGCGAGACCUCAUGACCGUGUGCCACUCCCUGGCUCCACGCUACCCGGGGAUCCUGGAGCGGAGUCUGGUGGAGGGAGCCAAGAUCGGCGUGUCCUGGCAGAGGGGGCCUGAACGCGUCCACGCGCGGGGCCCCCACGGCGCGGUGCUAGCAGGCCGGGCGCCGCUGGGCCGCAUCGCGUCUCCGGAGGAGACGGAGUCGGCGAGCGCCGAGCCGCUGCCCGACUUCUCCCCCAUCUCCCCGCUCAUCGACCUGCAGCGCGUCCGCGUCACCCACACGGCCACCACCACGGGGAUACGAGAGGGGUUCCCGUAUCCCCACGCUCACACGCUAUUCCUCCUCGAGGGACUGGAUGAAUGCUGCCGUCUCUCCGCAACGCAGCUCCGCGCCAAGAUGCUCGUCUUCAGCUUCGCGCACGCGCUGGCCCAGGCACGCACGCUCUACGGGGAGGCACCCGUCCGGUUGUUGCCCGUGCCCGUGGUGGUGCAGAGCGUGGCCACCGACGGGCGAGUCUUCCACUUCUCCGCGCUGCAGCUGAACACCACGGAGCUGCGGGGCGACGACGGGCCACGCAACGCGGCGUGGACGCUGGGAGACCAGCCGCUCUACGACUUCGCCAAGACGCAGCCACUCGUGCACAAGCGCAUCGUGCAGGUCCCAGUGGGGGUCUCAGGUUUCAACUCCAGCACCUUCUACACCUUCCUUGCCUUCUUCCUCAACGGAGCCCUGUGACAGACCAACUCACUCACUCGCACAACCACUCACCAACUCACCCACCCACCAACUCACUCACUCGCACAACCACUCACCCACUCACCCACUCACCCACCCACUCACCAACUCACUCACACCACUCAUCCCACUUGUAGACCUCCGGUUUUGGCCGCUGUGAUUCCAGCUUCUUGCACCGCCCUGCCUCUGCAGGGGCCCUUCCCAGCGUCUCUUCAACACCCCCACCCAGUCCCUCCUAGGCCCUCCCGUGCGAGCGAGGCAGCGUUGUGUACCGUGCCUGCUUGAGUUUGUUCCAUCUCCUGGCUAAAUAAAGGAUACGUACACGCAUGCAACCUUGCCCA